Molecule: messenger RNA, 741 nt
Organism: Drosophila busckii
Lineage: Eukaryota; Metazoa; Arthropoda; Insecta; Diptera; Drosophilidae
Product: peroxiredoxin-2
Exons: 1
Coding region: 74-664 (196 amino acids)
Biological process (GO): response to oxidative stress; cell redox homeostasis; removal of superoxide radicals
Cellular component (GO): cytosol
Molecular function (GO): thioredoxin peroxidase activity
Source: RefSeq, a predicted model, not a curated record
AUAACUCAUUCUCUCUGCGUACGUUGAGUCUGAUAUACUAGAAUAGAAUUUAUAGAAUUUAUUGGGUGUUAAAAUGACUUGUCUGCUGCGCCAGCCAGCUCCUGAGAUUAGUACAAUUGCUGUAUCGAGCACUCAGGGCUUUCGUACGAUGACUCUGGUUGAGUUUCGCGGCAAAUAUGUGGUGCUGCUCUUUUAUCCGGCUGACUUCUCGUUCGUUUGUCCGACGGAGUUGCAAGCGUUCAGCGAUCGUGCCCAGGAGUUUCGCAGCGUUGGCUGUGAGGUCAUUGCCUGCUCCACGGAUAGUCACUUCUCGCACUGCGCCUUUCUGAAUCAGCCGCGCAACAUGGGCGGCUUGGGUGAGAUGGACAUACCGCUGCUGGCUGACAAGUCAUUAAAGAUAUCCAGGGACUAUGGCAUGCUGGACGAGGCAACGGGCUUGGCUCAACGUGGCAUGUUCAUUAUUGAUCGCGUCGGCCUCGUGCGUCAUAUAUCGGUCAACGAUAUGGGCGUGGGACGCAGCGUCGAGGAAGCUCUGCGCCUGGUUCAGGCCUUUCAGUUCACCGAUGAGUUCGGAGAGGUGUGUCCGGUUAAUUGGAGACCUGGCGCCAAGACCAUGAAAACCAAUCAGAAGAGCAAGGAGGAUUACUUUAAGUACGCCAAUUAAGCAAGACACCAAAGAAAAACACAGAGUGCAAGCAGGCAACACUUACUACUUUUAAUAUUAAAUAUUUUCAAAUAUCA